AUGGAGAUGGGAACAUUAUUAAUGCAAGCAAACAAAGCUUCCCUCAAUGAACAUAUGUUACUUGAAGAAGGAAUGUCAAGCACAACAAAUGAGGGAAUCAAUGUGGCAUACAUACCUAACCUUGCUGAAGAAGUAAUUGAUUUUAUAAUUGAAGACAAUACAAAAAGGAAAAAGAAAUUGGAGGAAAUUCAAAUAGUAAUAUCUUAUUACAGAGUGAAUAAAAUAGAGCAAGGACAAAUUUACAAGGACAAGAACACAAUCAAAUCCACUCUUAGAUACUAUGUCAUGCUACAUAACUUCCAGUUCAAAACAAAAAGAUCAGAACCAAGAGAGUACCUGGUUACCUGCGCAGAUGACACAUGCAGCUGGUUUGUGAGAGCUUCUAAAUACAGAAAUCAAGAUUUAUUCAAGGUACGAAAAUGCAUUCCAAAUCAUACUUGCGCUGUUGAAAUUGUUAUGGAGGAUCAUAGGCAAGCAAAAAGCAUCAUAAUUGGCGAAUUAAUAAAGAAUAAGUACAAGUCAAUCAAAAGAAAUUAUACUCCAAAAGACAUCUUGAAUGACAUGAAUGAUGACUUUGGAGUAACCAUGGGAUACACAAAAGCAUGGAGAUCAAGAAAAAAAACUUUGCUUCUACAAGCAAAUCCAGGAACAGUAACACAUCUACUCACAAACAAUGAAGAUAGAUUCAAAUACCUAUACAUAGCUUUCUCUAACUCAAUAAAAGGUUGGAGAUACUUGAGUCCUAUCAUUGUUGUUGAUGGAACUUUCUUAAAAAAUGCACAUGGCGGCACCCUAUUUUCAUCAUCAACAUUAGAUUCAAACAACAACAUUUUUGUCUUGGCUUUUGGAAUAGUAGACUCAGAAAAUGAUAACUCUUGGCUUUGGUUCUUCUCCAAACCGAGAGACACGUAUGGAGAACCCGAAGGAUUGGCUAUUGUUUCCGACAGACACAAGACCAUAGAGAAUGCAGUACAUACAGUGUACCCAAAUGCGUUCCAUGGAGCUUGCAUGUAUCACUUGCUCAAUAAUUUGAUAAGCAAGUAUGGAAAUCAUGGAGAAGAGCUACAAAUGAAUUUCAUUGCAGCAGCAAAAGCAUACACAAAAACAAAAUGUGAACACUACAUGUCGGGCCUUGAUAGACUUGACAAACGCAUUAGACCCUAUUUAGAGAAAGCCAAGUAUGAAACUUGGGCAAGAUCAUACUCACCAACAAAAAGAUACACCAUGAUGACAUCCAACAUCGUAGAAUCGCUUAACACUGCACUAAAAGCUGCAAGAAAUCUCCCUAUUGAUAUCUUGAUUGAAUGUCUUAGAAGUUUGGUUCAGAAGUGGGUUUGGAACAACUCAAAUAAUGCAAACGGAACAUUCACAAAAGUGUCUACUGCAAUAGAAAAUGAGCUGAGACAUGACAUUGUUUCAAAAAUGAAGUAUGAGGUCUUGCCUUUCAACACAAUAGAAUAUCAAGUUCGUGAUGAAAAAGGUACCAAUUUCAUAGUAAAUAUACACAAUAGAACAUGUACUUGUAAUAGGUUUCAAGAAGAUGAAAUGCCUUGUGAGCAUGCAGUUGCUGUAAUUGCAAAGAGAAACUUGGGAGUGUAUGAUUAUUGUGCAAAGUUUUACAAAAUAGAAACUUUGAAAGCAUUGUAUGAUGAAAAUGUUCAUCCUUUGCCCCAUAAAGAUGAAUGGAAUCUCCCACAACACUUAGACAUGGUGGUGCUCCCUCCAAAGGUGACAAUCCCUGCAGGAAGACCAAGAAAGAAAAGAAUAAGAUCAAGAGGGGAACCAAAAGUAAAAAUCUCCCGUGGAAAAUUUGGUCAACCAUGA
Molecule: messenger RNA, 1824 nt
Organism: Humulus lupulus (European hop)
Lineage: Eukaryota; Viridiplantae; Streptophyta; Magnoliopsida; Rosales; Cannabaceae
Exons: 4
Coding region: 1-1824 (607 amino acids)
Molecular function (GO): zinc ion binding
Source: RefSeq, a predicted model, not a curated record